This is a messenger RNA of Vespa velutina, 2286 nucleotides long. RefSeq names its product activating transcription factor of chaperone (gene crc). Gene Ontology annotation, molecular function: DNA-binding transcription activator activity, RNA polymerase II-specific; RNA polymerase II transcription regulatory region sequence-specific DNA binding. Bases 760 to 1671 code for a protein of 303 amino acids. The transcript has 2 exons. Gene Ontology annotation, cellular component: nucleus. Gene Ontology annotation, biological process: regulation of transcription by RNA polymerase II. The record is from RefSeq and is a predicted model, not a curated record. Lineage: Eukaryota; Metazoa; Arthropoda; Insecta; Hymenoptera; Vespidae.
GAUAAGAUUUCUUUCGUGUGUUUGAUAUUCGAUCUCAAAGAAAACAAAGUCUGAUCCAAGAGUUUUCUUCUACGAUCACCAAAGUGUGAGAAAGAAAAAAAAAAAAAGAGAGAAAGAGAAAAUAAUAAACGAAACGGAUAAUAAUUCCAUACGGAGCGAAUUCUGAAACAAGAUAAGAUACAUACAUUUGAUGGCACUCAGAGAGGGGACUAUUAUAUUUUGACAAUAACCAGAAAGAAAAACGUGACAAUACUGGCAUCUCUAAAAGUGACACAAGUGAAAGAUCCGGCGUCUCGAUGUUGGAGUGUGCUAAUGUUAUAUAAUAGCAUGCAGUUCGCAUAUCGCUACACGUGGAAUCGCGAGAUCAUUGUCAACUCUCAAAAACUCGUGAAAAGACGUUGAAUCGGUGAAGAUUUUGGUGUGACUUUAGUAUAUGUCCUAUGUAUUUGAACGAUUAAUUACUUUUAAUUUAAAAAUACGUCGUCGUCGUCGUCGUCGUCGUUUAUUCGACGAGACUACGUCGUCGUGCGAUAAACAUUGAUUUACUUUUAAUUAUAUAAAUUACUACCAUAUAUAUAUAUAUAAAAAAAAAAUAUAUAAUAUAUAUCGCAUAUAUAACAUUUAUAUAAAAGUAUAUAUAUAAACACGUGUAUAUAUUUAUUAUAUAUAUAUAUAUACGCACAAACACAUACGUAUACUUUCUAUCGCUGUCAAACAAAAACAUUCACGCGGAGAUCUCGUUGCCGUGGCUCAAUUAUAAUGGCUGCUAUAUGUUACACGGAACCUUUCUCGGAUUGGCUGGAGGAUAAAAUUGAUGUGCCAAUAUUCGAAGAAUUGCCAGCACCGGAGUGUGGUCAAAACAAACCAGUCGUAUAUCCGAUUAUAGUAAAGAAUCAUGAACAACAGCACGAUAACACUCAAACAUUGUUGGAAGAAUUCGAAACUGUUUUGGAAGAUGUUGAGGCUUGCCAUCAAAUUAUCCCUUCGUCAGUUUCAACGCUCACCCCACCUCAAUCACCUCCACCAAAUAAAUCAUUGGCCAUUGAUACACAAUUGCUCGUUACCUUGCAACCGGUGAUGCAAACGGUCCAACCUAUAAUAUCGAGUCAACAGCCUGUAUAUAAUAUCAUAGUACCUCAAGAAAAGCAGCCUGAUGCCUAUCAGACCGAAGUAUGUAUAUCGGAACAAUGGAAUACUGAGAAUAUGUCAUUGGAUCCACUUGGAGGAGAUGUCGCCAAUGAUCUAGCGGUCGUAGAUGAAUAUGUACGAUCCCAUACAGAGGACAUACCACCACCGUACAGUCCAUGUACCAGUCCAAGUGGUAGUUGCGCUUCUUCCGAAGAUUCCACGGAUGAUCCAGACUGGAUCGCUGAAACAUCCUGCAGUAACAGGAAGCAAUCGAGUUACAUCAAUAAUAAAAAUCGGCAUAAACCGUACUCUCGUCCCUCGGUCGAGGACAAAAAAGUACGGAAAAAGGAACAGAAUAAAAAUGCGGCAACGCGAUACAGGCAAAAGAAAAAACAAGAGAUUAAGGAUAUUUUAGGUGAGGAGCGUGAACUCACUGAGUAUAAUGAAAAAUUACAAUGUCAAGUGAAGGAUCUACAGCGGGAAAUCGGAUAUUUAAAAGGAUUAAUGAGAGAUUUGUUUAAAGCCAAGGGUCUUAUAAAGUAAUCAUUUUGUUUCCUCUCUUUCUCUCUCUCUCUCUCUCUCUCUCUCUCUCUCUUUCAUCAUUUUUUUACAAUAUCUUUUUGUUUAUAUAAUCACAUUUAUUGAAUUCAUUAACUAUAUAUUUGUCGACACAUUACUCACUUUACAAUGCCACUACUAAUACAAUAACAUUAUACUUAUAUUAUCAAUUGUUAUAUAUAUAUAUAUAUAUUUUUUUUUUUUUGUUUUAUUUUGAUCAUCUACAUUCUACUUUCUUAAACGUUUAAUGUAGAAUCUAUCACAGCUUUUGUGGAACUACAGGACUCUGUCGUCUUGUAAUUUAUAAAAUGUAUAACCAUCUCCUAAUUUUAUACUUAUGGUCCGUUAAGAUUAGCAAAUGUGACGCCAUUAGAUAAAAUACGAAGGAUUUAUUCGAUAAGCAGCCCUAUGAAGUUCUCACGAGCGGAAAUCUGCUGUUAUCGAAUAUCCUGGAAGUUUUGUAUACGAUGGUGUCUCAUAGAUAUGCGAAUCUUUUCAUUCCAAAUAAUUUUUAACCCAAUCGAUUUUAUCAUAUUUUCUUACAGAAAAUAUUACGUUUAGAAAGAAAAAAAAACAAUAAAUGGGUUAUUAUAUAAAUGA